Molecule: messenger RNA, 4668 nt
Organism: Anopheles cruzii
Lineage: Eukaryota; Metazoa; Arthropoda; Insecta; Diptera; Culicidae
Gene: Cftr
Product: probable multidrug resistance-associated protein lethal(2)03659
Exons: 9
Coding region: 1-4368 (1455 amino acids)
Biological process (GO): transmembrane transport
Cellular component (GO): membrane
Molecular function (GO): ATP hydrolysis activity; ATP binding; ABC-type transporter activity
Source: RefSeq, a predicted model, not a curated record
AUGGACAACUCAAGCAAGCCGGUAAAGAAGAACCCUCGCAAGGGAGCCUUCUGUCUGUCGCAGCUGCUCUUCGGCUGGUUACUACCACUAUUCUACCGAGGAUCCCGCCGAGGUCUCGGCAAGGAUGAUCUGACGAAAUGUCUGAAGGCGGAUCGAUCGGAGCAGCUCGGCGAUCGACUAGAGGAGCAGUGGGAAAAGGAACUGUCUCAGGCACGCAUCGCCAGCCGGCAGCCAAAACUUCGGAACGCUCUUUUCCACACGUUCUACAAGCAGUGCCUGUUCGAUGGGUUGCUCAUCUUCCUGUUCGUCCUUAUUAAAACGAUCCUGCCCGUGGUGCUGGCCCAGUUGUUGAUACAGUUCCAAGAACCAGGCGCCAACUCGACUCAUCUCGCCGUGCAGGUUUUUGAGGAUGUCGUCCCGAUCAGCACGCUGCCACCGGUGGCUAUGCCGCUAAUGAUGCCGGACACCACCGUGUCCCAGCUUGAAUCGCUGGUGUUCGAUCAAGAGGCUAUGAUCAAUCGUCGGCGAAAGAGGCGUAUUAUGCGCGACGAUUUGCCAUCGCUAACCAACAGCAUUUUAGGGAUGUCUGCAGAACUGCAAGAAGCCGAUUCGUCCGAAACGACCAUGCUGCCGGCGCUUCUGCCCGACGACGAUACAGAGGAUAGCACAAACCAGACGCUGAUCGACAACUUCGCAGCCUUUCUGGAGCACGCCUGGAACGAUGUGCUUUGGUUGUCGUGGUUGCUGGUGAUUCUGACGCUGUUGGGUUGCUUCUGUAGCCAUCAUUCCGACCUACGGCAGCGUUUGAUAGGGGCACGGAUGCGCAUAGCCUGCUGCUCCGUGAUCUACCGCAAGACGCUCCGCAUGUCGAAGAAAGCCGCCGGUCGAACACCGGCCGGCUACAUGAUUAACCUGCUCUCGAACGACGUAAGUCGGCUGGAUUAUGGAUUCAUCUACAGCCACUACGUUUGGGUGCUUCCGUUCCAGGCCUGCUUCACUUGCUAUCUGAUCUGGCGCCGCGUGCAAUGGGCUGCUCUCGUCGGAGUGGUUGGACUGCUGGUCAAAACCAUCCCAGUCCAGACAGGGCUGAGUCGGCUGAGUUCGAUCAUUCGGAUGCGGGUGGCGAAAAAGACCGAUCAGCGCGUCGGUAUCAUGAACGAGUUGAUCCAGGGCAUCCAGGUGAUCAAGAUGUAUGCCUGGGAGAAACCGUUCCACAAGGUGGUUUCGAUUGCGCGCAAGAAGGAGGUGCGCCAGAUACGGUGGGCUUCGUACAUCCGGGGGAUCUACCUCAGCACGAUGGUGUUUACGGAACGCUCGACCCUGUUCCUAGCGAUCGCCUGUUGCGUCAUCGAGGGGCGCUCCAUUACCGCCGACAUCGUGUUCCCGAUGGCACAGUUCUUCAAUGCGCUUCAGCUGACGGCAGCGAUCUUCUAUCCGAUGGCCGUGUCGCUCGGCGCUGAAGCGCUCGUGUCGAUCGAUCGCGUCCAGGAGUUUUUGGCACAGGAGGAACACGACCCGAAUGCACAAGCGGCCGCAUCCGGGUUGCACAGAAACGCACCGGAUGAUAUGGUCGACGACGGCAGCAGUAGGCCAGCGAUCGAGCUACAGAACGUAACUGCAAGCUGGGAGGAAACGACUGAAAAAACACUGAAAGACAUCAGCGUAAAGAUCGGUCCCGGGAAGCUUCUGGCAGUGAUCGGCCCGGUUGGGUCGGGGAAAAGCUCACUGUUGCAGUUGCUGUUGGGAGAGCUGCCCAUCCAGAAUGGCACCGCUACGAUUCACGGGGAUAUAUCGUACGGUUCGCAGGAACCGUGGCUCUUUACCGGUACCGUGAGGAAUAACAUUCUGUUCGGACUGCCGUACGAUCGGCAGCGUUAUCAGGCGGUGGUGCGACACUGUGCUCUGUCCACCGACUUUCAGCAACUUCCCGAUGGCGAUAAGACGGUGGUCGGUGAACGUGGUACCUCGCUGUCCGGUGGCCAGCGGGCACGGGUGAGCUUGGCGCGUGCUGUCUACAACAACGCGUCGAUCUAUCUUCUGGACGAUCCGCUCAGUGCGGUCGAUGCCCACGUCGGAAAGCAUCUGUUCGACGAGGUGAUCGGCCCACGGGGCUAUCUGGCACAAAAGCACCGUUCGACCCGUGUUCUCGUGACGCACCAAGUUCACUUCCUAAAGGAGGCCGAUUGGAUAGUGAUCGUCGAAGGAGGAAAGCUAGUCACGCAAGGAACGUACACGGAACUGGCCAACGGGAAAGUGGAUUUCGGGAAGUUACUGAACUGCGGGGAAAAGGACGCGAAAGAAAAAUCUAGUGGUGCGAGCGAGGUGGACGUGUUGGCAUCCGACAUUCCCGAAGACGAAAUACCGUUCAUCGACGGAGUGACCCUGGAUGGGUACAAGCUACUGAAGGGUAGUACGGUUUCAUUGCGGGGCGUUACACCCAGCUCUUGUGCGGUAAGUUCAAGUGUCGCGGAAAACCUUGGACGUCAGGUGGCGGAAGAUCAGGCCGAGGGAAGCAUUCCGUGGCGUAUCUGGACCACAUACUUCCUCUCGGGAGGAAACAUUCUGAUGCUGUUGUUCACUUUUAUCAUGCUGCUCCUAUCGCAAGCGAUCGUUAGUGGAUCGGAUUACUUCGUUACCUACUGGACACGUCAGGAAGAGAAACGGAUCGUGGAUGAGGAUGCCGUCCACACUUCGACGGUUGAUUUUCUGUACACGUACGGCGUGAUUAUCAUCGGUGUUGUCGUGUUCACGAUCUUCCGCGGGUACCUCUUCUUCAACAUCUGCAUGAAAGCGUCACGCAAUCUGCACGAUCGGAUGUUCGCCAAGAUGCUGACCGCCCCGAUGCGCUUCUUUGACAUCAAUCCAUCGGGCCGCAUUCUGAAUCGCUUCUCGAAGGACAUGGGCGCGAUCGAUGAACUACUACCGAAGGCAAUGAUCGAAGCCAUCCAGAUACUGCUGGUGAUGAUCGGUAUCCUCACGAUGAUUACGAUCGUCAAUCCGUUACUGUUGGUGCCCUUGUUCGGGGCGGUGGUCCUCUACGCAGUGGCCCUAAAGCUUUACCUUCGUCCGAUACAGGAUCUUAAGCGUCUCGAGGGUAUUACGCGAAGCCCGGUAUUUUCUCAUCUUUCCGCCACACUGUCGGGGCUUUCGACCAUCCGAGCGAGUAAUGCACAUGAAAAAAUUCGAGAGGAAUUCGACGAACUGCAGAACGUACACUCGGCCGUGUGGCAGUUAACGAUGGCCAGCAAUGCGGCGCUAGGUCUAUGGUUGGAUUGCAUCAGUACGGCGUUUGUGGCUUGCGUUACCUUCAGUUUCAUCGUGCUUCACCAAAAUACUUACAGUGCAAACGUUGGCUUGGCCAUCUCACAAGCCCUCAUCCUGACCGGUAUGGUGCAGUACGGUAUUCGGCAGACGACGGAAUCGAUCCAGCAGAUGACGGCCGUGGAGCGUGUCGUGCAGUACACGGAAAUUCCCUCGGAACAAAACCCCCCGAAGGUACCGCCGGGAGAUUGGCCGUGGAAGGGGCAGGUACAGUUUCACAAUAUGUCACUCUGUUACGAGCCAAACGCUCCGCCGGUACUCAAAAACCUGGAGCUCAUCAUCGAGCCCACGUGGAAAGUUGGCAUCGUUGGACGGACCGGUGCUGGCAAGUCGUCACUAAUCGGUGCACUGUUCCGGUUGGCACGCAUCGAGGGUCGCAUCAUGAUUGACGGCAUCGACACGGGUGUGAUCGCGUUGGAGGCGCUGCGCUCGAAAAUAUCGAUCAUCCCGCAGGAUCCCGUCCUGUUUAGUGCCACGAUUCGCUACAAUCUGGAUCCAUUCAGCCUGUACGACGACGAUAUGCUGUGGCGUGCGAUCGGUGAGGUCGAGCUGCGCUCGUCCAUCAACGGACUGGACUAUAUGGUGACGGAAGGUGGCACCAAUUUUAGCGUUGGCCAGCGGCAACUUAUCUGCCUGGCAAGAGCGAUUUUGCGGAACAACAAAAUCCUGGUGCUCGAUGAAGCGACGGCCAACGUUGAUCCACAGACUGACGCUUUGAUACAGAAAACGAUUCGGGAAAAGUUUAAACAUUGCACGGUGCUAACGGUGGCUCAUCGGCUCCACACGGUAAUGGACUCCGACCGGAUCCUCGUUAUGGAUGCAGGUGUAGCACGCGAGUUCAACACACCGCACGAAUUGCUGCAGCAGGCCGGCAGUAUCCUGAAGGACAUGGUGGAAGCGACCGGAGCUUCCGAAGCGGAAUCUCUGAGGCGCAUUGCCGCGGAAGCGUUCGCCCGGAUGGACCCCAAUCGGCACCUGAUGAACGGUAUGCCGAAUCCAUGGCGCUUCGGAAAGGAAGGGAACAAUUCGAACCAUGCCAUCGAAUAGGCUUUCCAAUAGUUCGAAAACACAUCACAAGCGCCAGUCUCUGUCAACGGGCCAUGCAGGGAAACUUACGAAAGUCAUACAAUCACCGCGGAUCACCAGUCGGCAUUAAGCUUUUGUGCCUCGUUUUGAAUCUACAACUUAGACUUAAGCUACUUUUUAAUGUUGGUACUUUAACAAACAUAUGCAGCAAAGGAUAUGUACUUUAAUUUUAUUGGGAUUACCGAGAAGCGCGUGGAACUGCCAGCGGUUUACAAGAAAUAAAAUGGACAACUUUUGUCUUUUAAAGUGGGCACUGUACCA